Penicillium samsonianum is the source of this 723-nucleotide messenger RNA. RefSeq lists its product as uncharacterized. The transcript is spliced from 4 exons. The coding region runs from base 116 to 388 and encodes 90 amino acids. The record is from RefSeq and is a predicted model, not a curated record. Lineage: Eukaryota; Fungi; Ascomycota; Eurotiomycetes; Eurotiales; Aspergillaceae.
UAUAAAGGAGGUGCUCUCGCUCCAGCAAUCCUUCCUUAAUCAUUCUCAUUAGUCCAAUAAUUCUAUCCAUAAAGUCUACAAAGCUUCCAACAACCAACGAUCUCCCACAUUCAUCAUGCAGCUCUCCAACCUUAUGCUUGCUCUUGUGGCCGUCGGCGCUAGCCUUGGUCUUGCUGCUCCUGCGCCCGAGAAGGACAGUACCGCUUCGACUCAAUGGUAUUGUCCUAACGGCUGGAGUGCUUGCGGUGAAUGCAACGGUAGCUCAUGCAAGGUUGCUGGAAUCAACCAAUCUUGCGCAAAGGGUAGUUGCGUCGGCGAUGGUGGUGGUGAUGGAGCCAUCUGUGGAAACCUCUAUCAUGAGGAGAUCACUUGCCCUGGCAGUGGCUAAGGGAGUUAGUCUCUAAGGUCUCUAUUAUAAGUUGGUGACAGAGCCUGGUCUCCUAGAGGUAUACAAAGUUAUGUCGAUUGAGUGUAUCUAAUCUCGAUGUCUAUAUUGGAGCAGUAUCUAUAUAUGUACCGAUCCUCUCAGCUUUCUUGGAAUGUUAGGAUCACGUAUACCCUCACCAGACUUAAGCCUCGCUAAAGCUUUCUGACUUUGCGGUCUAAGGGCGGGGUGUUAUGACACACUGAAGUGGGAAUCUCAACCAGAAUGCGUCGAUCAUGUAUGUAUAAUCGGGUCGUCGAAUCCUGCUUAGAAUUUUAGGGAUUAAUGUCAGAAAUGAG